AUGACCUUUAGUGAGAGUGUACCCCUAAAUGCAUGCAAUGAAGAAAUUCAAAAAGACGAUGAUUCAAUAAGCUUACUAUCGCAGAGCGCAGGGGGAGACAAAAAUGAGGACUCUGAUCCCGUGAAGCGGUGUGAGCCAAGUAGAGGAGAGGGGAGCACCCCCCGGAAGAAGGAAAAGGAUUGCAGCAACAAGAACGAAGCCGGGAUGGAUUCCAAACUCGGAUUUGAUAUAAAAAAUGUGUUGACACAUGCGUACCUCCCCGUGUGCAUAGAAAAAAUGAAAGAAGGAGAAUAUGUGUACAAAUGGAACAGCAGUAAUAUUUUUCAAAAGAAGACGUUGAAAUUCUUCUAUCUAGAUGUAAAUAAUUAUUGCAUACGAUGGAACUCCAAAAAGAAAAAAAAAGUAAAAGAAAAUAAAAACCCAACAUUGUACAUAUGGGAUAUUAUAAAAAUAUUGGACGGAUCAGAAUCUUCCUUUUUUAAAAAAAAAGAAGAAGAAAAAAAUUUAUCCAUUGAAAUUAUAAGUGCCCAAAGAAAUUUAAGAAUUACCUUCCUCGACAUACAGAGGUGGAAGAUGUGGCUCUUCGGCUUGAUGUAUUAUCAGUACAAAUUUAUUAACAAAGGAUCCGGAAAAAAAAAAAUGAAGUCCUUUAUAUAUGAAAGCAACAAACUCUACGAUAAUUAUAUCAUAUCUGGCUUGAAGGAUAUUAAUGCGUUGACCCUCUCCCAGCUCUACAUCAUCCUCAGAAGUCUCAAUAUUUAUUUGAACAUGAAAAUUUUGUAUCAUUACUUUUCAAUAUAUAAAAAUAAAGGCACUGUUAACUACGUAGGUUUUACCAAAAUUCUGGAGCACAUUUUUUCAAAUAAACAUAUUACCACAUAUUUUGAUAUGUAUAAAGGGAAGAACUCCAGCUGUAUAGACAAUAGGAGUUUUGUCGAAUUCUUGAUUGAUGUGCAGUGUGAGGGGAAAUGUGAGGAGCGGAUUUUCAUUGCGCGUCAAAUGGACCGAGAAUUUUUUGUCCAUGAGGGGAUGCGCGUAAAGAAUGGACUGCAGGCGUUGCCAUCCACUUGUGGGACAUCGAACGGCGCGGUUCUUUCCAUUGCGGUUGGCCUCUUGAAGGGAGGACGCGACACAGAAGACGGAAUACCUCUCGCAGUGGAUACGACGCCAAGGGGUGGUAAUAAAAAUGCAGAAAAUGACGCUGCAGGAACACAUAAGAAGGAGGAGGGAAAAAGUAAAAAUAACUACUGCGGAAAAGCCAAUUCGGUUGGUAAGCACAAAACAAGGGCAGACAUCGUUGCCGUUAAUUCGAUCAAGAACAAUUAUGGCAAUUACCAGUGGGGAGGAGGAACCUUUUUAAAAAAUAUGAAUAAGGAGGGGUUUAAUCAAAAUGGCUUCCACUUCCAUAUGGACAGUUUACAAAAUGCAUUUCUUUUGCCGGAAAAUUGGAUGUGUCUGGAUGAAGAUUACAUCACCGUGUUAAAUAUACUGAGGCGUAAAUUAGGUUUGGGCACCGCAAAGGGGGAGAGAGGUAUGAAGCGGGACGGUUUCACAACCGGUGCCGGCUACCACAGCGAUGGUUUCAGUGGGAAUAACAGGUGGGGAAGUGCAAACAGUAGGCGCGACUACCGCAGCGAUCACAACAAUGGCAGUGCGCACAACGCCAAAGUGAGUAGUCGCUAUGGUAGGGAUUACAUCCCCCCCCAGGAACACCUACAAAGCGCGCAAAGCGAGUCCUACUACAUUAGAGCCAAAGCAAUAUAUAAAUUGCUAAACACGAUAAAAAAGUAUAACAUUCCAUUUGUUAAUAUUAAUGAAGACAAACAUUAUUUGACGCAGAUCGGGUUGGUGUACUUCCUCCUAUCAAAGGAAAAUAGCAUAAUGUGCCCAGAGUACUCCAAGGUUUAUCAAAAUAUGAACUUACCCCUUUGUAACUACUGGAUUAAUAGCAGCCACAACACCUACCUUGGGAGGAAACAAAUCUUUAGCUCAAGCAAUAUCGAACAAUAUAUUUACAUCCUCAUAGAUGGGUGUAGAUGUGUCGAAUUCGAUUGCUAUUAUUUUAAUAAAAACAUUGUGGUUUAUCAUGGCUUCUAUGGAUAUAAAUUAACCUCUUCUAUCCUUUUCUGUGAUACUCUCAUUGCGUGUAAACUCUUCGGAUUUACAACUUCCCCCUUUCCCAUCAUCCUGUCAUUAGAAAUCCAUUGUAAAAAUAAGCACAAGAAUUUGAUUGCUAAAAUUUUGAUAUGCAUUUUAGGAAAUCAGUUAUACAUCCCUAAGAGUAGAGAUGAAAUUAAUAAUAUAACGCCGGAGAAUUGUAAAAACAGAUUUUUGGUGAAAUAUAAACACUUUGAAAAUAAUGAUAACUCUGGGUUUUACUUCAUCUUUGAAGGUCUGCAGAGCGUCAUGUACGAUGAGCUAGGGUACAUUUCAGAUAUCAUUGGAGACCACGAUGAGGAUGCGGAGGAACAGGAUGGCCCCUUGGGAGGUGUACACAACCUGCUGCGUGAUGGGAGUGGGGAAAGCGGAGACAGCGACAAUAGUGAUGAAAACAAAAUUGAGAGAAAACAUAAUCGCCGCGACAAUGAUGACAUUGAGAAAAAAUUCGACAGCUAUAUAAAGAACAGCAUCCAGAAGGGGUACAUCCAUGAGAGGAAGAAGAGAAGCAUCUACAUGAGCAGUCUGUGUCAUGACCCUCAUGCUGUGGAGAACGAUCCCCUAGAUGAUUCCUCCCAUAGUGGUGACAAAAACCAGGUAGUAAAAGGCACGAAGCUUUCGAGGCACAAAAAGGGAAAAGGUCACACUAGAAACUCCUCUCGCGGUGGAAAUGAUAAUAACUUCCGUAAUGCCCCCACAAAUGGCAUCCCUAAGGAAGAAGAUGACGGUGGUGCGCCGCUCCUGGCUAGCCAAAAAAUGGUAAAUGGAACCCCCGAAGAAUGCGAAAAAAAAACAGAAAAUCAAAACGCAAGAAAUAAUAAUAUACUAAAUGAGUACUCCUGCUUGAAGGGAUACGCAUUUCAGAGUUUUUGCGAAAAUAGGACAUACAACGAAAUAUGCUCGAUUAGCGAAAAUAAAUUUAUCAAGUUGAUUAAAAAGAAUGAAGAAGAGAUAAUAAAGUACAACCAGAAAACUUUGACGAGAGUGUACCCUUCUGGCACAAGAUUGGCAUCCACCAACUUUAAUCCACUCAUUUUCUGGAGCGCAGGAAUUCAAUUUGUAGCGUUAAAUUAUCAGUACAAUGGGCUGAGCAUGCUGCUCAACAAAGGAAGGUUUCUAGAGAAUGGGGGAAAGCACUCAGGGUACAUCCUAAAGCCAGAAAUUUUAAGAUUUAAUGAAAAAAAGGACUACAACAUUUUGUUCCUCGAUCUGCAGAUUCUGUCUUUGCAUCAAAUAAACUUAUUAUUCUCCAUCAAAAAUAAAUAUCAGGAGAAGAAAUUAAAAAAGGAAUUAUUCAAAAUGGAUAUGAUACAACGUAUUCAGACACACAAAAAAAUUAAUAAAAAAAUGAAAAAUUUUAAACAUGUACAAAAAUUAGAAAAGGAAAAAAAAAAUUUCUUUUUCUCAGAUGUACAAUCAGAUGACAAUAAAAAAAAAAAAAAUAUAAGUCAUGAAUUUCUCAUGAAAAAAUUUAACGAUAAUGACAAUGACGUUAAUUAUAUACAUAGCAAAUCUUUGAAUGUGGAGGAGAAAUAUGAAGACAUGCUAUCUGAAUAUAAAUCCUUCCUAUUGUGUUCUUCCCUCUCGCACAGCAGUAGUUUUAACAGCUGUAGCAGCAAUACUACUACGUCUAAUAAUGCUAAUACCGAUUCGACUAAGAAUAAUUCAUCCAAGUCGAAGAACAACAGUUUUUACCAAACUUUUGAGGAGUUGAAGAAGGCAAACAAUUUGUUUUUCUAUUUGUAUGUCACCAUAUCUGUGCACGGCUACAAUGAGAACAAGUAUUACUUCAAGACGGAGAUCGCCAAGGUCAAUUUUUACGACCUCAACUAUUGUUGGUCAAAGCCAUCAAAUUUCCAAAUGAACAUAAUGUACCCUUCACUGGCCCUCAUUGUGUUUGAGCUGAAAACUUAUGACACCGUCAAAAGUGAGCUAAUUGCUUGCGCCUGUUUCCCAGUUAAAUGCCUCCGAGAAGGCAUCCGAUUUGUUCCGCUGUGCGACAAAUACUUGAAGGACAUAAAAGGAUCGGGCAUUUUGGUUAAUCUAAAAAUUGACACAAACGGCAGCUGA
Molecule: messenger RNA, 4227 nt
Organism: Plasmodium fragile
Lineage: Eukaryota; Apicomplexa; Aconoidasida; Haemosporida; Plasmodiidae
Exons: 4
Coding region: 1-4227 (1408 amino acids)
Biological process (GO): lipid metabolic process; maintenance of protein location in cell cortex; phosphatidylinositol-mediated signaling
Cellular component (GO): cell cortex
Molecular function (GO): phospholipid binding; phosphatidylinositol-4,5-bisphosphate phospholipase C activity; protein binding
Source: RefSeq, a predicted model, not a curated record